Diabrotica virgifera virgifera (western corn rootworm) is the source of this 408-nucleotide messenger RNA. RefSeq names its product inducible metalloproteinase inhibitor protein-like. NCBI's taxonomy places the organism in Eukaryota, Metazoa, Arthropoda, Insecta, Coleoptera, Chrysomelidae. The transcript is spliced from 2 exons. The coding region runs from base 38 to 328 and encodes 96 amino acids. The record is from RefSeq and is a predicted model, not a curated record.
GUUCAGGUGACUAAACGCAUUAAACUCAUUAAAUUAUAUGAGAAUCUUCAUUGUUUUUGUGGCCUUGUGCGUCUCACUCGCAUAUGGUUUUUCCACAACACUUCCACCUGGAGGUAUACAAUGGAAAAACUGUACUAGGCCUAAUGAAUACUACAAUUGUGGUAGCGCUUGCCAGACUGAGUGUAAAACCUUGGGUCAACAAUGUCCCAUUGUGAAUAAGAGGUGUAACGACGACUGCUAUUGCAUUCCUGGUUAUGCUAGGAUAAGCACCAAUGGUCGAUGUAUACCAAUUGAUAAAUGUCCAAAAAAGUGUAAAACUAUAACAUAAACCAAAGGAAUUACUGUACACUUUUUAAAAUGUACAUCCAAUUUUUUUUUAAAUAUUUUAUAAAUAAAAACUAAACAAUA